UCCGCGCAACCAUGGUCAGCUUGAUGCAAGCAGCUCAUGGAAUCGAUGAUGGCCUUACAUGGGGAAUAGGGGAUUUCUGCCUGUUGAUGGUAGAUUAAUCUACCGCGCCUGAGUCAUCAUAAUCUCAGGAGGCGGAAAACGACCCAUGUAGAUUUCAAUCCCCCAUGUCACUCCCCUCUUUCCAGCUUUCCGUCUUCACACGAAACGAACGGCUCUGAUUGGCCGAUUUCGUCCGUCCAUCGUACGAUCCGCAAACCGUUGAUCACGUCGGCGACAAUGAAUGUAGAGGCGAUCCUUCGCCGGCAUCCUUCCAAGAAGCUUCGUCGUGUUUUGGAGGAUCCUUCCGCAUUUAGAUUCCAGGUGCUCGUAUCAGAAGUGACUACUAACGCCAGCGGUCAGCCUUGUCUGCGUCGCCAUGGCUAUCGAGUGGAUCACGAAUACUUCUACCCUGCCAGCGCCAUAAAGCUGUGUGCUGCAGUGGCUGCUCUUCAGAAACUAACGGAAUACAGAGCUCAAGGUAUGCGCAUGUCGCUGCACUCGCCUCUCUCCCUCCUGCCUCUCUACUCCGGAGACAAGGAGCAGAGCAGCGACGCAUCUAACCUGAAUGGAGGACACAUCACGUUGGCUCAUGAGAUCAGGAAGAUGUUCCUGGUGUCAGACAACACUGCAUACAACAGGCUCUAUGCCUUCAUUGGACAAAGGCGACUCAAUCAAGCCAUGCACUCCCUGGGGCUCCGCUCCGCCCACCUCUCCCACCGCCUCUCCCUCGAACUCUCCCCUCUUGAGAAUCGGAGCUGUGAGCCCAUCCAAGUGGGCUCCACAGCGGAAGCAGGAGAGGGCAGUUUCUGCUUUGCGCCCAAGCACUCCCUGGGGCUCCGCUCCGCCCACCUCUCCCACCGCCUCUCCCUCGAACUCUCCCCUCUUGAGAAUCGGAGCUGUGAGCCCAUCCAAGUGGGCUCCACAGCGGAAGCAGGAGAGGGCAGUUUCUGCUUUGCGCCCAAAUGCAGCAGUGAGGAGGUGCCUCCAGUGCACGGAGUGAAGGGGCUGCUGGUUGGCGGUGCUUAUAUCGAUGCUGAUGGCACUAAGGUGGGUGUGCUUGUAAGGGGCGGGUCUCUGCAGGUCAACUCGCCCAUGGAUUUCUCCUCCAAGAACCGGUUGACUCUUGUUGACCUGCAGAACCUCCUCAUUCUUCUCAUGCGCCCAGACAUACAGCUGCCUGGCUGUGCACCAGUCAAGAUGGAUGAGGGCCAUCGCCUGCUGCUGCUGGAGGCCAUGAGGCAGUACCCUAGAGAGUCCCGCAGUCCUAAAUAUGCGGGCAAGGAGUAUACUGAUGAUUAUUGCAAGUUCUUUCUGCCCGGAUUGUGCCGGGUGCGGCAUAAGGAAGCUCUCCGUGUUUUCAACAAGAUCGGGCAGGCGUUUGGUUUCACUAUUGACAACUCUUAUGUCCUCGACAUAGAGACAGGGAGGGAGUUCUUCCUCUCUCUCGCUCUCUACACCAAUGCGAAUGGCUGCCUGAACGACGAUAAGUACGAGUAUGACCUGGCGUAUGACGUGGCUGCUGACGUGGCAGAGGCUGUUGCCCGGGCCCUGUGGGAUAAUAGCAGCAGGAGUCAAGACCUGGAUGGUGUGGUAGCUACCACGUCUGAUGAUGCAUCAGCCGAUGUGGCUGCUGAUGUGGCUGCUGACGUGGCUGCUGAUGUGACUGCUGAUGUGGCCGAUGCAGCAGCCAACAGUUUGUGCUCGGAGAAGGGGCUACCUGAUUCUCUCGCCUGCCUUUCGCUGAAAGGUGCCUCAAAUCCCACACUCCCAGCCACCUCAGCCACAGCUGCUGUCCCGGCUACGGCUGCUGUCCCGGCCACUUCAACCUCCCCUGCUAUCCCAGGUUCUUCUGACAAGGCACAACACAGCCGCUUAGAGCAGGAACUCAGCAAGGCCCUGCUUCCUGUGUACUCAUUCUUUGUCGAUGAAUGAUUGGCUUAGUAUGGGCGUGCCAAUU
Molecule: messenger RNA, 1996 nt
Organism: Closterium sp. NIES-67
Lineage: Eukaryota; Viridiplantae; Streptophyta; Zygnematophyceae; Desmidiales; Closteriaceae
Source: the annotation of a GenBank genome assembly